AUGGCGACCGAAACUGCUCCCACCAACGGCCUGUAUGGCACAAACCCAUAUAGCCAGCCAGCCGAACUCGCGGCAUCUACUCCAUCUGCCCCGACUCAUACUACCUCUGCGUCUCAAAGUACUACUACUUCCGCCCACACUCAGAAGGCAGACCCGCAAGAGAUUGGCUGGUACUUUGUCGAGCAAUAUUACACCACUUUGUCCAAGAGCCCAGAAAAGAUACAUUUGUUUUACUCCAAGAAGUCGCAGCUCGUCACCGGUGUAGAGGCCGAAAAGGUUGUCCCGGCCGUUGGUACCAAGGCCAUCAGCGAAAAGAUCAAGGCGCUUGACUUCCAGGAUUGUAAAGUCCGCGUCCUCAAUGUCGACUCCCAGUCCUCCUUCUCCAACAUCGUCGUCCAAGUCAUUGGUGAGAUGUCAAACAAGUCGGAGCCCCAUCACAAAUUCGUCCAAACUUUUGUUCUCGCCGAGCAACCAAACGGCUAUUUUGUCCUCAACGACAUUUUCCGGUACCUCAGUGACGAAGUAGAUGAAAUUGUGGAAGACGAACAGCCGCAGCCGGAGGUACCUGCUGAAGAACCAGUCACACCCGCAGAAGGCCUGACUGACCCGCAGCCGCACAUCGAGGAGACCGUUGCGACCGAGGCUGCUGCCGAGGAGGUGGACGAGAAGCUUGAGGAAGACAAGAAGGAAACCACUCUGGCAAAUGCCACUGAAGUCAAUGGCGCCAUCAUCCCGCCGCCCACUGAACAACCUACCGAAGCACCAGAAAGCUCGGCGUCACCUGUCCAAGCUCCAGAAGGACAAGCGGCUGAUACUCCUGCGGCCGCGCAGCAAGCCACACCAGAGGCUGCUCCCCGUGCAGAGCCCGUUGUCGAUCCGGCUCCUGCGCCUCCGACAUCUGCUGAAGUACCUACUGCGAAGAAGACUUGGGCUAGCAUGCUCGGUGGUGGAACAAAAGCCCCGGCGGUUCCUGCUCUCCCUGUCGCAACUCCUGCAGCACAGCCGAAGGCUCCUCGGCCAUCGCAACCUACUCAAGCCCCCAAGAUCCCAGUCGAAGCUGCGGCACCUGCAAACCCCUCUGGCAGCCCGGUGGCUUCCCAGAGCAAUGGCUGGCAGACCGCCGAGCACAGCCGAAAGGGCAAUCGGCCACAAAACAAGCCUGGCCCCGACGGCGUCGUACUCGCAUACAUCAAAAACGUAAAUGAAAAAGUGGAUGCUCGAGUCCUUCGCGAAGUCCUCGAACGCUUUGGCGAACUCAGGUAUUAUGACGUGUCACGACCAAAGAACUGCGCCUUUGUUGAAUUCACUGAACCCGCUGGCUACGCAGCAGCAGUCGCAGCCAACCCACACACUGUCGGCACGGAACAGAUUUAUGUUGAGGAGCGCCGCCCGCGUCCCACUGCCUAUGGUGGUAGAGAUGCCAACUACAGCCGUGGUGGUAACAACGCCGGGCGUGGUCGAGGUGGUGCGCAGGUUGCGCAAGGUGGGCGAAGUGGGAGCCAGACCAACUUUCCCAAGGAUGCCGGUCGUGGCAGCGGCUUUCAGCAACGAGGUGGAAAAUCUGGUACUGUCACCCCUAAGGGACGUGGUCAAACUCAAGCUGCCUGA
Messenger RNA from Capronia epimyces CBS 606.96, 1608 nucleotides. RefSeq lists its product as uncharacterized. The transcript has 3 exons. Gene Ontology annotation, biological process: ribophagy; protein deubiquitination. Gene Ontology annotation, molecular function: mRNA binding. Lineage: Eukaryota; Fungi; Ascomycota; Eurotiomycetes; Chaetothyriales; Herpotrichiellaceae. The record is from RefSeq and is a predicted model, not a curated record. Bases 1 to 1608 code for a protein of 535 amino acids. Gene Ontology annotation, cellular component: ribonucleoprotein complex; Ubp3-Bre5 deubiquitination complex; cytosol.